Molecule: messenger RNA, 801 nt
Organism: Psammomys obesus (fat sand rat)
Lineage: Eukaryota; Metazoa; Chordata; Mammalia; Rodentia; Muridae
Gene: Gh1
Product: growth hormone 1
Exons: 5
Coding region: 40-696 (218 amino acids)
Biological process (GO): positive regulation of growth; positive regulation of receptor signaling pathway via JAK-STAT; positive regulation of tyrosine phosphorylation of STAT protein
Cellular component (GO): extracellular region
Molecular function (GO): hormone activity; growth hormone receptor binding
Source: RefSeq, a predicted model, not a curated record
GAUCCCAAACUGCUCAGGGUCCUUCGGACAGAUCACUGCAUGGCAAUGGCUUCAGACGCUCGGACCUCCUGGCUCCUCACCUUCGCCCUGCUCUGCCUGCUCUGGCCUCAGGAGGCUGGGGCUUUCCCCACCAUGCCCCUGUCCAGUCUGUUUGCCAAUGCCGUUCUCCGAGCCCAGCACCUGCACCAGCUGGCCGCUGACACCUACAAAGAGUUUGAGCGUGCCUACAUCCCCGAGGGACAGCGCUAUUCCAUCCAGAAUGCCCAGGCUGCAUUCUGCUUCUCGGAGACCAUCCCAGCCCCCACAGGCAAGGAGGAGGCUCAACAGAGAACCGACAUGGAACUGCUUCGCUUCUCGCUGCUGCUCAUCCAGUCGUGGCUGGGGCCCGUGCAGCUCCUCAGCAGGAUCUUCACCAACAGCCUGAUGUUCGGCACCUCCGACCGUGUCUAUGAGAAACUGAAGGACCUGGAAGAGGGCAUCCAGGCUCUGAUGCAGGAGCUGGAAGGGGGUAGUCCCCGAGUUGGGCAGCUCCUCAAGCAGACCUACGACAAGUUUGACACCAACAUGCGCAGCGAUGAUGCCCUGCUCAAAAACUACGGGCUGCUCUCCUGCUUCAAGAAGGACCUGCACAAGGCCGAGACCUACCUGCGGGUCAUGAAGUGUCGCCGCUUCGUGGAGAGCAGCUGUGCCUUCUAGCCGCACCGCAUGCUGCAGCGCGUCUGCUGUACUCUUCCCCCAGUACUCUUCCCUACGCCCAGGCAACUGCCACCCCUAUGCUUGGUCCUAAUAAAAUUAAGAUGC